Microcebus murinus (gray mouse lemur) is the source of this 2928-nucleotide messenger RNA. The record is from RefSeq and is a predicted model, not a curated record. NCBI's taxonomy places the organism in Eukaryota, Metazoa, Chordata, Mammalia, Primates, Cheirogaleidae.
GUCGCUGCCGCCCGCCCUCCGCCCGAGGAGGACAGCUGGCGCCCGCGCCCAGGGGCCCUGGGGGCCUACUGUGUGCCGGGCACUGUCGCGACCCUCCCCUCCAGUCGGGCGUCGUUUACAGCCGAGGCACGGGGGUCGCGCCCAAUGAAGGGACCCGGCACGUAGUAGGUCUACGGGACGGAGGCGGCGCCUCAGAUCCGACCCCGCCGCUCGCUCGUCCGCGGUGUGGGCCCCGCCGCGGCGGGCAGGAGUCUUCUCUCCCGCCGACCCCCAACCCACCCCGGCCUCGGAGGGGCGCCACCGGCUGGGCGGGGGGCGGGAAGCCGCGGCAGUCGUGAGCGCGGCCGGGCGGCCGACGGCCUAUCUGAUCUCGGGAGCGCCGGCUCCAGACUGCCUGGAGCGCUGAAAGAGUUAACCAGGAACGCCGCCCCGCUGUGGUUUUGUGGUCGAAACCAUGAUUGCCAGGAGCAAAUUUUUGUCGUGCACAAGUUUCAGGUCUGUGCGGCUGCUGAAGAAUGACCCAGUCAACUUCCAGAAGUUCCCCUACACUAGUGAGGAUGAGGCCUGGAAGACGUACCUGGAAAACCCCUUGACGGCUGCCACGAAGGCCAUGAUGAGGGUCAACGGGGACGAUGACAGCGUUGCAGCCUUGAGCUUCCUCUACGAUUACUACAUGGGCCCCAAGGAGAAGCGGAUGUUGUCCUCCGGCACCGGGGGCAGGAUGGACCAAGGAAAGAGGCACUACCUUGGCAUGGAAUAUGAGACGGACCUCGCCCCCCUCGAGAGCCCCACACACCUCAUGAAAUUCCUGACGGAGAGUGUGUCCGGAGCCCCAGAGUACCCGGAUCUGCUCAAGAAGAAUAACCUGAUGAGUUUGGAGGGGGCCACGCCCACCCCUGGCAAGGCAGCCGCCCUCCCACCAGGCCCCAGCAAGCUGGAGGCUGGCUCUGUGGACAGCUACCUGUUGCCCAGCAGUGACAUGUACGAUAAUGGCUCCCUCAACUCCUUGUUCGAGAGCAUUCAUGGGGUGCCGCCCACGCAGCGCUGGCAGCCAGACAGCACCUUCAAAGAUGACCCACAGGAGUCACUACUCUUCCCAGAUAUCUUGAAAACAUCCCCAGAACCCCAGUGUCCAGAGGACUAUCCCAGCCUCAAAAGUGACUUUGAAUACACCCUGGGCUCCCCCAAAGCCAUCCACAUCAAGUCAGGCGAGUCGCCCAUGGCCUACCUCAACAAGGGCCAGUUCUACCCUGUCACCCUGCGGACCCCAGCAGGGGGCAAAGGCCUUGCCUUGUCCUCCAACAAAGUGAAGAGCGUGGUGAUGGUUGUCUUCGACAACGAGAAGGUCCCAGUAGAGCAGCUGCGGUUCUGGAAGCACUGGCAUUCCCGGCAGCCCACCGCCAAGCAGCGGGUCAUCGACGUGGCUGACUGCAAAGAAAACUUCAACACUGUGCAGCACAUUGAGGAGGUGGCCUAUAAUGCACUGUCCUUCGUGUGGAACGUGAAUGAGGAGGCCAAGGUGUUCAUCGGAGUCAACUGCCUGAGCACAGACUUCUCCUCACAGAAGGGGGUGAAGGGUGUCCCCCUGAACCUGCAGAUUGAUACCUAUGACUGUGGCUCAGGCACUGAGCGCCUGGUACACCGCGCGGUCUGCCAGAUCAAGAUCUUCUGUGACAAGGGAGCCGAGAGGAAGAUGCGGGAUGAUGAGAGGAAGCAGUUCCGGAGGAAGGUCAAGUGCCCGGACUCCAGCAAUAGCGGCAUCAAGGACUGCCUGCUGUCGGGCUUCAGGGGCAACGAGACCACCUACCUGCGGCCAGAGGCUGACCUGGAGACGCCGCCGGUGCUGUUCAUCCCCAACGUGCACUUCUCCAGCCUGCAGCGCCCUGGCGGGGCUGUCCCCUCGGCAGGACCCAGUGGCUCCAGCAGGCCGUCACUGAAGCGCACCUGCUCGCCCUUCGCUGAGGAGUUCGAGCCGCUGUCCUCCAAGCAGGCCAAGGAGGACGACCUUCAGAGAGUCCUGUUGUACGUGCGGCGGGAGACUGAGGAAGUGUUUGACGCCCUCAUGCUGAAGACCCCGGACCUGAAGGGGCUCAGGAACGCGAUCUCUGAGAAGUAUGGGUUCCCUGAAGAGAAUAUUUACAAAGUCUACAAGAAAUGCAAGCGGGGAAUCUUAGUCAACAUGGACAACAACAUCAUUCAGCAUUACAGCAACCACGUCGCCUUCCUACUGGACAUGGGGGAGAUGGACGGCAAGAUUCAGAUCAUCCUUAAGGAGCUGUAAGGCCCAAGCAUCCAAGCCCACGGCCCCUUGGUAUGGGCUCCCUGCAGGGCCCAGCUGGGAAGUGGGCCACACACAACCUGUCCACAUGCCUCAGUGCUGUUACUUGAAUGCCUUUCCUGGGGGAAGAGGCCCUAGAGUCACAAACCCGCAGAUCUCGGGCCGAGGAAGAGACCUUGGAGGUUCCCUGAUCUGAACCCCCACUGCACGCUUGAAUCUGCUCCUGAACUUCCUGCCAGUGCCUGCCCCUGCCAGCCGGUGCCAUCCUGAUUUCCCGCAGGCUGCUGUUCAGACGGCGGAGGCACGCCCUCCCUCCCGCGUGCGACGCCAGCUGGCUGGACUCUGGUCCGGCCCCCACUCUGCAUCUUCCAUUAACUUCAGACCAAGGAUUUCUCACCCUUUGGUCAGUUAACGUGAAAACUCUUGAUUUUCAGUGCAAGUGACUUGUGAAAGAAACUAUAGUGGAAACUGCCUCUUUUUCACAGACUUCCUCAAUGCACCAUGUAAAUAACAGAGCUGAUUGGAACAAAUGACUGCUGUGUAGACGCUGCCUUGCCACUCACUGUUGUACACAUUUCUUAUUUACAAUUUUCACUUGUUAUAUAUAUAUAUAAAUAUGUAUUGUAUAUAUAUAUAUGCAACAUUUUAUA